Messenger RNA from Acinonyx jubatus (cheetah), 3093 nucleotides. It is a transcript of the gene RCAN3, whose product is annotated as RCAN family member 3. Gene Ontology annotation, molecular function: nucleic acid binding; calcium-dependent protein serine/threonine phosphatase regulator activity. The coding region runs from base 350 to 1069 and encodes 239 amino acids. Gene Ontology annotation, biological process: calcium-mediated signaling. NCBI's taxonomy places the organism in Eukaryota, Metazoa, Chordata, Mammalia, Carnivora, Felidae. The record is from RefSeq and is a predicted model, not a curated record. The transcript is spliced from 6 exons. Gene Ontology annotation, cellular component: cytoplasm; nucleus.
CGGGGCGGGGCGGGGACGCGCGGGCCCGGCGCGCGCGCGCGCGACGCCGGCAGCCCGCCUGGGCCCUGACGCCGCUCGCGCCCCCGCCGAGGCCGCGGUUCCCGCGAGCAUCAAGGGCGUGGCGGCGAGGCUGCGGGCGGCCCGAGCCGCGCCGACUGUGCCCCGGCUGCCGACCGCGGCGUCUCCCCAGGCCCGGCUCCUCGCGGCGGCCCGGCUCCCGCGUGGCCCGUCGGGCCGCUCCGGCCUCGCGCCUGCCCGCCUGCCUUCCUCCCUGCAGUGGCCAAGCGCGCAGAUGCCUGGUAGACACCUUAGAACUUUAAAAACGGAAAAGACCUGCUUUUAGGGGAUAAUGCUGAGGGACACUAUGAAAUCUUGGAAUGACAGCCAGUCAGAUCUCUGUAGCAGUGACCAAGAAGAGGAAGAAGAGAUGGUUUUUGGUGAAAAUGAAGAUGAUUUGGAAGAGAUGAUGGAUUUCAGCGAUCUGCCUACCUCGCUCUUUGCUUGCAGUGUCCCUGAAGCAGUGUUUGAGGUGCGAGAGCAGAAGGAGAGAUUUGAAGCACUUUUCACUGUCUAUGAUGACCAAGUGACAUUUCAGUUGUUCAAAAGCUUUAGAAGAGUCAGAAUAAAUUUCAGCAAACCAGAAGCAGCAGCAAGAGCGCGAAUAGAACUCAACGAAACAGACUUCAACGGGAAGAAGCUGAAGCUGUAUUUUGCACAGGUACAGAUGUCCAGUGAAACACGGGACAAGUCGUAUUUACUGCCACCCCAGCCAGUCAAACAGUUCCUCAUCUCCCCUCCCGCGUCGCCUCCGGUGGGGUGGAAGCAGGGGGAAGACGCGACACCUGUUAUAAAUUAUGACUUACUCUGUGCAGUUUCCAAACUGGGACCAGGAGAGAAAUACGAGCUCCAUGCAGGAACUGAGUCGACACCCAGCGUGGUGGUUCAUGUCUGCGACAGUGAAACUGAAGAGGCAGAAGAAACAAAAAACCCCAAACAGAAAAUUACCCAGACGAGGCGCCCCGAACCUCCAGCCGCAGCACCGGCGAUUUCAUCUCAAAAACUGUUGUGAUCGAAAGUGAAGACUAGCUUCUCUCAGAACCUGAGCCACUGUGCUGAAGGAGGCUUUGGAAAAUGACGUACUCUACUCCUCCUGUGACACAGACGAGAAAACUGAGGUGAUGCCACUUGUUUCAAAGCUCGCAGGGACUAGCUUGCAUUCCCAGCUCCCAUGUUUGGGCCUUUUCUACUUUUUUCUUGCAUAGGCCUCUUUAGAGGCCCUCAGAAGCAGUGAAUCUCUGUCAUAAGAAAACAAACAAAAAAAAGGGAAAAGAAUUCUAUCUCCCCCUGAAGGGAUACAGUGAACAAGAAACAUCAGAUGAAGGUAGUGACUUAGUAAUUUCAUGAGUGAAGUUAUGUUCCGUGUUUGUGUUUCUGUUGUCAUCGUGCUGUUGGGAUUGGAAUCCCAUUAAAUAAUGGCAUUUUGGUAGCCAGCAAUUAUGUUGACAUUUUGUGUGGGCUCUCCUAGAUUUUAGUCAUAACGAGAUUAAAAUAUAAACAGUCAUACUUGAGAUGUGACUCUCAGGAAGCAGUGUGAGAUCUCGUCGGAUUUGGAAACAGUUUGCAGUGGAAUGACACCAUUACCCAGUGCUUGUAAAAGGUUGAAGACUGACCUGUGCUUCAUGUUUUUAGAUAGACUCGUUUACAGACCAUAGCUUUAUUUUUAAAAGGGAAGAUCUCAAACAUAAUUAAGCAGUGGAAAAUGUAUGCUUUUCUUUGGUGCAUCAAAGUUCCCUGUCUGCUGGUAUCUGCCUUUUCUCUGAAGAUGUGUACUUUAAAACCUGUCACCCAGGUGAACGUGGUCAACCUUCCUCCCCCCCCCACCCCCCCACUGUGCUCCUGUUUUCCACCUACAUUUGCAUCGUCCUGUAUGAAAGGAAACAAAUUACUUUACCCGUGUGACAAUAUAAAGGAACAAAAGGUGAGGGGAUUCAUUCCUCCCAGCUGGAAGGUAAGUCCAUUGUAAUAGAAGCUCACUUUUUAACAAGUUAAAUACAUUUGAAGAAAAAGGUUUAUGAACCUUGUUCAACAAUAUGACAAGGACUCGUUUGCUUUAUAAACUCCCCUUGGGGUCCGGGCCAGCCAGAUCAUUUUCAUUGGAACGCCAUCGUUGUGUUUAACCAUGAAUCGGGAAAAUGCCAAUACCUUGAAGAGUGUUGUUUUUAUUACCAAAUACACAAGCCACAAAGCAACAGGAAGUUGCUACAACUGCUAGGUUUUACCGACCAAAAAGAUCAUAAAAAUGGUCACGUUCAAAAUAGAAGUUUCCAGCCAAGCUUAAGAAAAACGAACAUUGAGCUGAGUCCAAGUGUCUCCAUCCCUUUAAACAGAAGUGUAAAGACCUUUUACUACAUUAGACACGUGGUCUCUCUUGUAAACUGUGUUUCCUUUUGAAGCAAAAUCAAUUAUGGGCUGCAGACCCUUGGAGUUUCCUGCACCGCUUCGACUGAAUGUUCAUUCUGUCAUAACGGAAGGUCUCUAUGCAGAUAAUACGCGCUUUCCUGUAUUGUUUCCUAUUUAGUGCCCAGGCUGCCUCCCCCAGGCUGGGGACUGCGGAGAGAGAAAGGUGGCUACUCAUGUGGCUGCGCUAUCCUCUUCCCACUGCUUGUCACCCCGAGGUGGGGGCCCCAGACAGGAGGGAUCCACGUUUCUGCUGCCAGCGCACAUGUCCUCCAACUUUAUCUUCAUUGAACCCAGGAGGUGGAUUGCCAUUUUAUGUGAACAUGUUUGUGAUCUUGUGUUACCUUCAUGGGCACGUUACUUUUCUGGUACUAUAAAUUAUAGUGAAUAUUCAUUGUACUUCCGAAAACUGGUCAGUAAUUUAUAUACAUGUAUUCCGUAUUUUAGUGUGCUUGAAGUGACCGUCCGUAAUUCGUAGUAGUUCGUUACUUGUCAACUUUGGCUAUCCUGUAUUUUUAGGACAUGUAAACGUUCCUUGUCCUAUCAAAGUGACAAAAGCAGAAUGUAAUUUUUUUGGAAUCCUUGUGAUUACUUGUAACAAGUUUUGUUUUUAAAGCUAAUAAAAAUAAAAUUAGG